AUGAUGUCCGAAGAAACCCUACAGAAAAAAUUGGCUAAGGCCAAGGAAAAGCUGAGAGACUCUCAUCCCCAGACCAGCCCUAGUGUUGGUACAGGAGCAACUGACACCAAAAAGAAGAAAAUAAAUAACGGCACUAACCCUGAGACAACCACUUCUGGUGGUUGCCACUCACCUGAGGAUAAGGCAAGCCACCAACAUCAGGAAGCCCUAAGGAGGGAGCUAGAGGCCCAGGUUCAUACCAUACGAAUCCUUACAUGUGAGAAAACUGAGCUUCAGAUGGCACUCUAUUACAGCCAGCGUGCUGUCCAGCAGUUGCAAGGAGAGUCCAGGGAUCUGCUGAGCCGCCUGCAUGAUUCAUGGAAGUUUGCCGGAGAGUUAGAGCGGGCCCUCUCUGCUGUCGCUACACAGAAGAAGAAAGCAGACAGGUACAUCGAGGAGUUAACAAAGGAGAGGGAUGCCCUGAGUCUGGAACUGUACAGGAACACCAUAACCGAUGAUGAGCUGAAGGAGAAAAAUGCCGAACUACAAGAAAAACUUCGACUUGUAGAAUCUGAAAAGUCUGAGAUCCAGCUCAAUGUAAAGGAGCUAGAAAGGAAGCUGGAGAAGGCCAAGCUCCUGCUGCCACAGCAGCAGCUGCAGGAGGAGGCUGACCACCUGGGUAAGGAGCUGCAGAGUGUGUCCGCGAAGCUCCAAGCCCAGGUGGAAGAGAACCAGUUGUGGAACCGCCUGUACCAGCAACAGGAAGAGAAGAUGUGGAAGCAGGAGGAGAAGAUACGGGAGCAGGUGGAGAAGAUACGGGAGCAGGAGGAGAAGAUACGGGAGCAGGAGGAAAAGAUGCAGGAGGAGAUGAUGUGGGAGAAGGAGGAGAAGAUGCGGGAGAAGGAGGAGAAGAUACGGGAGCAGGAGGAGAAGAUGCAGAGGCAGGAGGAGAAGAUGCGGAGGCAGGAGGAGAUGAUGCGGGAGAAGGAGGAGAAGAUGCGGGAUAAGGAGGAGAACAUGCGUGAGCAGGAGGAGAAGAUACGGGAGCAGGAGGAGAAGAUGGGGAGGCAGGAGGAGAAGAUGCGGAGGCAGGAGGAGAUGAUGCGGGAGAAGGAGGAGAAGAUGUGGGAGCAGGAGGAGAAGAUGUGGAGGCAGGAGGAGAAGAUGCACGAGCAGGAGCAGAAGAUGUGGAGGCAGGAGGAGAAAAUGCAUGAUCAGGAGGAGAAGAUGCAGAGGCAGGAGGAGAUGAUGUGGGAGAAGGAGGAAAAGAUACGGGAGCAGGAGGAGAAGAUGUGGAGGCAGGAGGAGAAGAUGCGGGAGAAGGAGGAGAAGAUGGGGAGGCAGGAAGAGAAGAUGCGGGAGCAGGAGAAGAAGAUGUGGGAGCAGGAGAAGAUGAUAUGGGAGAAGGAGGAAAAGAUACGUGAGCAGGAGGAGAAGAUGCGGAGGCAGGAGGAGAAGAUGCGGGAGAAGGAGGAGAAGAUGGGGAGGCAGGAGGAGAAGAUGCGGGAGAAGGAGGAGAAGAUGGGGAGGCAGGAGGAGAAGAUGCGGGAGCAGGAGUUGAGGCUGUGGCAGCAGGAGGAGAAGAUGCAGAAGCAGGAGGAGCACCUGGAAGCUGCCAUCCAGCAGAACAAGCAGCUACACGCCCAGCUGAGCCUCAUGGCUCUCCCUGGGGAAGGUAUGGGAGACCGCUCAGAGGAAGAGGAGAGAGCCCCAGGAAGAGGGGAGGACUGUUAG
Mandrillus leucophaeus (drill) is the source of this 1713-nucleotide messenger RNA. Its product is annotated as golgin subfamily A member 6-like protein 1. The transcript is spliced from 9 exons. The record is from RefSeq and is a predicted model, not a curated record. The coding region runs from base 1 to 1713 and encodes 570 amino acids. Lineage: Eukaryota; Metazoa; Chordata; Mammalia; Primates; Cercopithecidae.